AUGUGUGAUGAAAUUAAUAUUUCGAGCAAACUUCUCCAAUCACCCUCGCUUGAUCUAUCAGAAGCUACUAACCAAUUAAACAUCACAAAAAAGUUAUUGGAAGAUUAUCGUUCUGAAGAAGGUUUUAAAAAAACAUUAAAAACUGCAAAGGAAGUUGCUAAAAAAGUUGGAAUUGAUGACAAAUUUGAUAGUUUACAAAGAUCGAGACGUAAGGCGAUUUCCCGAUCCAAAAAUUCACUUCAAAGUUAA
Messenger RNA from Macrosiphum euphorbiae (potato aphid), 249 nucleotides. The record is from the annotation of a GenBank genome assembly. NCBI's taxonomy places the organism in Eukaryota, Metazoa, Arthropoda, Insecta, Hemiptera, Aphididae.